Molecule: messenger RNA, 273 nt
Organism: Prorocentrum cordatum
Lineage: Eukaryota; Dinophyceae; Prorocentrales; Prorocentraceae
Source: the annotation of a GenBank genome assembly
GAGGACGCCGGCCUCCGCAAGGAGGAAGCGCGCUCCAGGGAGGGCUCCCGGGCGCGCGAGGCGUAUGUCAAAAGGGCUACAGCUCUGAAGGAUGACCCACGCUACAAGCACGUGGACGGGGGCCCAGACGAUGUGUUCUUCGCAGCCGCGGCCGCAGGUUGCCUCAAGCUUGAUGACGGAGACUACACGUUCGAGGUUUGUUUGUUCGACAAGGCCACCUCCACAAGCUUCUCUCCGACAUCGACCAGUUUGACACAUGUGUUGUCCGUUUGA